AGUCAAGUCUUGUUGUGCUGUUUAGUACAUAGUAUUACAGGCGUCCUGCUCGGGCUUUCGUUUGUGAACAGUGGGCAGGGGUCAGAAUGGUCUUUCGCAUCGCUUGUGACCAGUGAACAGGGGGUCAGAAUUUGUUUUUCCCAGGAGGUUCUGUUCCGAGGCAAGGGGACCUAAGAAUAACCCCCUCUGUGGCUUACAGCUGAGGCCUGAAUCUGUCAUUGGAUUGUCGUCAUUCCAGAGAGAGAGUACGAAACGUGAUUCAACAUCCCAACAUCAAAGUGUCCCUUACGAGUGUGCUGCCACAGUGUUACUUCUAAAUUAACAGAAACCUUGUGAACGGCUUGCUGUCUCCUACCAGAUUCUCAAGGGACUUUUUGAGUUCCUACUACAGGUGGAACAGCAGGAUACAAAUAGACUUCUUGUUCUCUGUUGGCAUCUGCAUUCAACUGAAUCGACAACCAUGUCUGUCAUCGAUAUUUUAAGCAAUCCCAAUCUGGUCCUACGAAUGAGACUCGUGGCUUAUGGAGUCCUCAUCUUUUUCAGCUUUUUCAUUUUUGUUGGAGUUGCUGUAAUGAAGGGAGAGGCAGGGUUCUGUAUACUCUACUUGGAUGUGUCAGGUAGAUUGGUGGAAGAACCAUCUGACGCCAACUGCAUCUUCCCUGUGGCUAUUUCCAUCAUCUUCCAACUGUGUUACUCACUGAGCAGGAUGGUCAUGCUUUUCUUGCUGUCGCUGCAUAAAAUCAGUACUAGCUUUGUCCUGUUCACGGAUAUGAUGGAACUGGCAUAUGUUGUCACAGAUUUCUGUGCUUUCUUCUUGACCUUCAUCGGAGCUUGCAUUUUGUCUGCUGGUACCAAUGACACGUGUGACACUUUUAAAUGUGAUGGUACGGCCUGGUACUCUGCUUCCAAGGCUGCUCAGGCUGGAGCAUGGAUCAGCACAUUUGGAUGGCUGUUCAUCUUUGUGGUCGGAUUCAUCUCCUUGUGGCGUGCAGGGAAAAUCCCAUUUCUGGGUGGAGGAGCUGCAGCGACAACUGGAGCCUCCGGGGGGCCGGCAGACACCACGGGACCCCCCAUGGAGACACCACCCAACAACCCAGAUGACAUGCCCAAAUACUGAUCAAAAUCUUGUGCCUUAGCCUUAAUGAUACUGUUAGUAGAACUUUUUUUUGCUCCAUUUUAUAGUCAUGCUCUGACUUGUAUAUCUUAACGCCAUCAUUUGUUACACUCCAUUACAAUAUUUCUGUUUCUCAAAAGUUAUUCAUUGUUAUUGAAUGUUUUAUUCAGAUAACUCUUUCUGCUCCAGUUGUAUAAUGUAUUUAGCACUUAGAUUGCCACAGAAGGUGAACAUCUGUUCUUGAGACACACCAUAAAGAACUUCUGAAUAAUUAGUGUGAAUGAAUUAUGACAUAUGAUUAUUCUUUUGCGGUUUUGCUUGAGUAUUUCAAUGAAUGUGAAUUGAUUUGAUUUUGUUCUAAUACUGUGUACAAAAUACUGAAAUAAUUAAAGAAUAUAGAAUAAGUUGUGAGAUUAUCGUUAGCUUCAUGAGCCACAUUGAUGUUUUUUGUCUGUGUUUGACUGCACUGGACUAUAAAAAUUGUAUGUUUUCAUUUUGAUUCCAUAUAAAAAGAAAAAAAAAA
Aplysia californica (California sea hare) is the source of this 1637-nucleotide messenger RNA. Its product is annotated as transmembrane protein 179. The coding region runs from base 461 to 1117 and encodes 218 amino acids. The record is from RefSeq and is a predicted model, not a curated record. The transcript has 6 exons. NCBI's taxonomy places the organism in Eukaryota, Metazoa, Mollusca, Gastropoda, Aplysiida, Aplysiidae.